Molecule: messenger RNA, 2607 nt
Organism: Leptopilina boulardi
Lineage: Eukaryota; Metazoa; Arthropoda; Insecta; Hymenoptera; Figitidae
Product: transmembrane channel-like protein 5
Exons: 10
Coding region: 203-2395 (730 amino acids)
Cellular component (GO): plasma membrane
Molecular function (GO): mechanosensitive monoatomic ion channel activity
Source: RefSeq, a predicted model, not a curated record
ACCGGCAAGAUUUUUUUCGAUGAAUGAAGUUUGAUAGUUGCUAAGCGAUAUGAUAAAAGCUUGGAAAAUCUGCAAAUUUUUGACGUCUUACAUUUACGGUUGUGAAAAUAUUGAUUGAUUUAAUUGAUUUGCAAAAAAAAAUUUUAUUUAUUUAGGUAUUUAACUUUACAGCUUAAGAAAAUUACAGGAAAACAAUUUAAUAAUGAAUAAUUCUAAUUACAACGUUGACGAGGAAAUUGAAAUGAUUGAAUCACAAGGCGAUGUCGAACCAGUAAAUACAACAAAUGUUAAUUCCAGUAAUCUUUCUUUGCAACAAAGAAUUUUCGCUCAUCAUACACGUCACUUGCCGUCUAGAAGAAUAGUGACAUUAGCGAACAGUAGAAAUGAAGGUUUAAAUGAACUUUCCUCAUUUAUUCCUGAAUCGACAUUGCGUGUAACAAGAAUGAGAAAUUUACCUUUGGAGGAUCAUGCAACUGUGAUAGCAAAUCAUAUUGAAAAAAAUGAUGAUCUUAUGCAAAAUGAUCCACACUCAGAGCUUUUGCGAAGUGAAAUUUUACGAGACAUGCCACAAUGUUUAACUGUAAAGCGAACAGUUAAAGCAAAAUUGAGUUAUAGUGCUAGUCAAAAAUUAAAGAAGAAACAUGUUGGAUAUUUGAAACGUCUCAAAUAUAGAAUUAGUAUGUCUUUCCAAAAGUUUAAAAUAGCUUUGCGUGAAAUAUGUUCACAAAUAGAAUUAUGGUAUCAUCCAAUAAAGUCGAUAGAAGGACAAUUUGGAAGUGGGAUAGCAACAUAUUUUAAAUUUCUACGAUGGCUGUUUCUUAUUAACAUAAUUACUUGUUUAUUAAGUGUAUCUUUUAUAAUUAUACCACAAUCUUUAAUUAGAACAAAUUUAGACAAUUCUUUUCGUUUUGAGGAUCUAUUACUUGGGAAUGGAUUUCUCACAAAUUCGUUAAUGUAUUAUGGAUUUUAUUCAAACCAAAGUGUAAAAAUGUUGCCAACUAAUACGUAUAAUAUUCCUUCGGCUUAUUUUUUGACAUUAAGUUUCUGUUAUUUAUUCACUUUCAUCCUUCUUUGUUGCAAAGUGGCAAAUUCGUAUAGAAAAUCUUUUAUUGAAACAUCAGGAGGUAUUUAUAAUCAGUAUGCAAUGAAAAUUUUUUGUGGUUGGGAUUUUGGUAUUUCAUCGUAUAAAGCUGCAAAAUUAUGUUCUGCUUCAAUAUACAGAGAAUUAAAAGAACUUCUCGGCGAAGCAGAAAAUGAUGUUGACAUGUCGUGUUUAACGAAAUUUUUAACAAUUUCCAUUCAAAUUCUAAUGACAAUAUUGGUUCUUGCAAUGAUUGCUGGCACAGGUGGAUUAUUAUGGAUUUUGCUCAAUCAACAUAAAGCAGACAUGACAAAUGUUUGGUCAGUUUUAAUGGUGCCUUUGGUUGUCACUGGAAUUAUGAAUAUUUUUCCUUCUCUUAUUUCUUGGUUUGCAAAAAUGGAAAAAUAUAGCAACGAUCGAAUUGCAUUGUACGUGACAGUAAUUAGAAUGUAUACAAUGGCAUUGGUUGUGAUUGGUACAUUAUUAACAUUUUGGAUAACAAGAGGAAAUUUUGAUUGUUGGCAAACGCAAUUGGGUCAAGAAAUUUAUCGAUUGAUUCUCAUUGAUUUUAUAAUAUCGGUUUUUGGUGUUUUAGUCGUUCAAAUGAUACGUUCACGACUUUGUACAACAUUUGGAAAAAAUAUUUGUUCACCGAAAUUUGAUAUUGCACGAAAUACCAUGAAUUUAAUUUAUAAUCAAACAUUAUUUUGGGUGGCAUUUUAUUUUAGUCCAAUGAUGUCAGUGGUUAUUGUUGUGAAAAUGAUAUUGACCUUUUAUAUAAAGAAAUUUGGACUCGUUAUGUUUUGUGAACCACCAUCGAAACCAUGGCGAGCUGCUCAAAGUCAAACAAUUUUUUUGGCUUUGGCACUUUUGGGAAUGGUUGGCUCUUUAAUUGUUUUGGGUUUUGUCACAAUUUAUAAGACAACCGGCGAUUGUGGUCCAUUUAAUGCUCAUAAUUUUAUUUGGGAAGUUUUCGCUGAAGAAGUUUUAUUAGUGAAGAGGAAUAGUGUAAUUUGGUCUAUUUGCGAACAACUCGUUGGCGUUGGAUCGAUGAGUAUUAUUCUUCUGAUUAUGUGCAUAUCUGUUUAUUACGUGCGUGCAAAAGCCAUAGCCACAAAAGAAAUGGUUCAAAUUCUACGUGAAAUGUUGGUGAUGCAGUCACGGGAUAAGGAAUUUUUAUUAAAAGGAUUUACUCAAUUUUCCAGCAAAGGUUUGCGUAGCUCAUUGCGUGAUCAACAAAGAGAAAAAUCUUUUAAAGAAAAAAAUAAAGAGAAUACAUCUUUAUGUGCUGGCCCAUCGAAUGCCGAAUAUUAAGUUCCAAAAAUAUAAAAAAAAUAUUUUAUAAACAAUUUAAAGACUGUAUUUAGCCAAAUUAAGAAUUGUUAAAUAUUUUACAAGUUUAAAAAUUACUUUUUAUUUUCAAAUAGGUACUGAAUAUACUUUUUGCUGUAACAAAAAGUAAUUAAUAUAUUUAUUAUGUUUAAGAAAUUAUAAUAUUUUAUAAUAUAGUUUAUAUUAAAUUAUAA